AGCCGCCGCGGCGCGCGUGGUCAGCGGCUAUGGAGGUAGCCAGGAGUGCAGACGCCAAGGUACACACUGACACCGGAACGGAGUCCAGCCCUCGAAGUCCAGUCUGCAGCCUCCGGCACUUUGCUUGUGAGCAGAACCUGCUGUCCCGGCCGGAUGGAUCUGCUUCUUUCCUGCAAGGUGACACCUCUGUCCUGGCUGGAGUGUACGGGCCGGCCGAGGUGAAAGUCAGCAAAGAAAUCUUCAACAAGGCCACACUCGAAGUGAUCCUGAGACCAAAGAUCGGGCUACCUGGCGUGGCAGAGAAGAGCCGGGAACGGCUGAUCAGGAAUACUUGUGAAGCAGUAGUUCUGGGGGUCCUCCACCCCCGAACCUCCAUCACCGUGGUGCUGCAGGUGGUGAGCGACGCUGGCUCUCUCCUGGCCUGUUGCCUCAAUGCCGCCUGCAUGGCCUUGGUGGAUGCAGGCGUGCCCAUGCGAGCUCUCUUCUGUGGGGUCAGCUGUGCCCUGGACUCUGACGGCAACCUCGUGCUGGACCCCACGACCAAACAAGAAAAGGAGGCCCGGGCCGUGCUGACCUUUGCUCUGGACAGCGUGGAGCAGAAGCUACUCAUGUCCACCACCAAGGGGCUCUAUUCCGAUGCUGAGCUUCAGCAGUGCCUGGCUGCUGCCCAGGCCGCCACACAGCACAUCUUCCGCUUCUACCGGGAAUCACUGCAGAGGCGCUACUCCAAGAGCUAAGUCAAGCCAGGGCAGCGCGCCCCUCCCACCACCACGCCCACCGCCUACAGCUACCACAAGCCAGCACCCCAUGUUGUCUCUGUCUGCCUAUGUCACUUCCAGCCCUGUAGCAACAGGGGCUCCUGUGCUGGGAUGGGGAGGAGGCCCAGGGACAUUUCUAGGCCUGGGUC
Molecule: messenger RNA, 907 nt
Organism: Acomys russatus (golden spiny mouse)
Lineage: Eukaryota; Metazoa; Chordata; Mammalia; Rodentia; Muridae
Gene: Exosc5
Product: exosome component 5
Exons: 6
Coding region: 30-737 (235 amino acids)
Biological process (GO): U4 snRNA 3'-end processing; poly(A)-dependent snoRNA 3'-end processing; rRNA catabolic process
Cellular component (GO): nuclear exosome (RNase complex); nucleolus; cytoplasmic exosome (RNase complex)
Source: RefSeq, a predicted model, not a curated record